CACACAACACAUACUACGUAGAAGAAAUAGUCAACAAAUCCCUCCAGUCUUUCACCUACAACUUUCCGAAACGUCUACUUUUCUUCCCGAACUCUGUCUUCACAAUCCUGUUCCCUAUAAAACUCCUCAAAAUCAUUAAAUCAACAAAAGGGAAAAGUAAUCCUUAGGGAAUACUCAAUCCCAUCAUCAUCUAAAAUUCUGAAACCAGCUGUAGAGUUCUUGAUCAUCGUAUCAUCAAUCAUCGGGGAAGAAUCAAGAAUGGACAACUUUUCCAAGCUUUUCCUCGUCUUGAUCUCAUCUUUUUUGCUCUUUGCUCCAUCUCAGGCCCAGGAUUGCUCAGCCUACACCUUCUCCAACAAUGUUUACACGGCCUGCAACAGGCUUCCUGCUCUCAGCUCCUUCAUCCACUGGAACUACCACCAAGCCAACAACUCAAUUGACAUAGCUUACAGGCACACAGGGGUCACAACCUCCAAUUGGGUAGCCUGGGCGCUCAAUCCCGGCACAGGUCGCAUGGACGGAGCCCAGAGCCUGAUCGCUUUCCGCAACUCGACUGGCCUCGUCUACGCUUACACCUCCCCGAUUACGGGCUAUUCGCCGACGAUGCGGCCGGGGACUUUGAGCUUCCGGGUCCCGAGUGUCCGCGCUGAAUUCGUUGACAACCAGAUGAUCCUAUACGCCACCAUAGAGCUCCCGCCGGGAAGGACGAGCUUCACUCAUGUAUGGCAACACGGCGACCUCUCCGGGGACGCUCCUCAGGCUCACCCCUUUACCGGAGAACAUCUUAGUUCCUACGGGGCCAUUGAUUUUGCGACUGGAAGAACGGCCGACACCGGCGCCACUGGCGAAGGAUCACGACAACGGAAAAGAAAUGUUCAUGGGGUUUUGAAUGUGGUGAGUUGGGGAAUAUUGAUGCCUCUUGGGGCGAUGGCAGCAAGGUAUUUGAAAGUGUUCAAGGCAGCCAAUCCAGCAUGGUUUUACCUGCACGUCACCUGCCAAGCUUCGGCCUACAUCGUGGGUGUGGCCGGCUGGGGCACAGGCCUAAAACUCGGCAGCGAUUCUCCAGGAGUCGAGCGAACGACUCACAGGAACAUUGGCAUCACCCUCUUUGCCCUCGGAACACUUCAGGUAUUCGCCCUGCUUCUGAGGCCAAAGCCGGAUCACAAAUACAGAUUUUACUGGAACAUAUACCACCAUGCGAUCGGCUACGCCGUAAUCAGUCUGAGCAUUGCCAACAUAUUCGAGGGGUUCGAUAUAUUGGACCCUGAAAAGAAGUGGAAACAAGCCUACAUCGGCGUGCUCAUAUUCUUGGGAGUCAAUGCACUUCUGCUAGAAGCCUUCACAUGGUUCGUUGUAUUGAAGAGGAAAAGGGAGUCCGGGUCGGAUAAGUACCCGCAUGCUACAAAUGGGAUGAAUGGGGUGAAUGGAUAUGGAGCUUAAUCACUUCUUUUCUUGUUUAUUGCUGAGGAGAUCGAUGAUGAUCAUUUGAUUUUUCUUUUUUUUGAGGCAGCAGAUUUUACUAUGCUCUUAGUCUUUUUCUUUCCUUAUAUUUGAUCUUAGUACACACACUAUGAUUCAUUUGUGAUCCAUCUUAGAAAGGGUAGAUAUAUAGAUUGGUGUGUUUAGACACGGAUGUCUUGUAAUUUUUCUUCUCUGUAUAUCCAUUAUUUAUCUAUCUAUACCUUAUUAUUAUCAAUUACU
This is a messenger RNA of Sesamum indicum (sesame), 1701 nucleotides long. RefSeq names its product cytochrome b561 and DOMON domain-containing protein At5g35735. The record is from RefSeq and is a predicted model, not a curated record. Lineage: Eukaryota; Viridiplantae; Streptophyta; Magnoliopsida; Lamiales; Pedaliaceae.